Drosophila busckii is the source of this 1470-nucleotide messenger RNA. RefSeq lists its product as uncharacterized. Bases 942 to 1190 code for a protein of 82 amino acids. The transcript is spliced from 3 exons. Lineage: Eukaryota; Metazoa; Arthropoda; Insecta; Diptera; Drosophilidae. Gene Ontology annotation, molecular function: protein binding. The record is from RefSeq and is a predicted model, not a curated record.
UCGAACAUCAUUCGUGUGUGCUACGACAACAGACGACAGCGACCGCGAUAGCCAGCCAGCCAGUCAGGCAACCAACCAAGAUAGCCAUAGCCACAGUCAGAUUCAGCGGUUCAGAGUCAGAGUCGGCGGACAGUCGGUGAUUUUGAUUGAUUAUUAAAGCCCCAAACACAAAAUUGAAAAUCGAACGCGUUGUGUGUAUCAGUAACAGCAUCAGCAAACAUACACGGACACAUAUACGACACACAGACACGUACACAUACACAUACACAUACGUUAUCUGUAUCUGUAUCUAACAGCAAGCGGCAGACAGCAAACAGGGUCCCAGCAUCCCAGUCACAAUCACAGUCCCAGUCCCAGUCCAGUCCUCAUCAGUCAGUUAGUCAGCUCAGCUCAGUCGCAGCAGCUCUACUCAGCUCACUCCUCUAACGCCUCCACGCUUGCUGGCCCUCGAGGAUAUCUUUGCGCGGUGCUUUAGUUUUUAGUUUCAGUUCACAUUUGGACGCGUGCUGUGGCGGCCUCGUCGAGAGAGCAAACGGAAAUCGUGCGCGAAUAUAUUUUAACAUAUAUACUACAACGUAUAAAUCAGCGAUGUGAUGUGUCUUUAAACAAAUAUUUAAACAUAAAAAUAAACAUACACACGCACACACAUAUACAUCAACAAUAUCAACUAAACACACGUGUCUGAAGUUCAGUGACAACACCUUAUCAACCCAACACUAACAAAAACUUGCUAAAUUGUUUUGUGUUUAUGAAAUCUGAUCAAUGCAAUUGAAACAUAUUUUUAUGCACAGGAAUAUUCAGUGACAAUUUGCGCAGCCAAUAAACUAACAGACUCAAGAUUGAAACUAGUGUGCGACAGAUCAAAGCGAAAGCGAACGUGUAAAAUAAACAAAAGAAAAACCAACGCCAGACUAAAUCAAAAAUAUAUAUUUGGCAACAAAAUGAAGCUGAUUGCAGUAUUGCUAGCAUUGACGCUCUGUGCGCUGACGCUGACAACGGUGCAAUGCCUGAGUCUGCCCGAUCCCAACGUCAAAUGCGCCAUGGAGUGCGAUACGUCGCCCACCCAAGUGAUUUGUGCAGCGGAUGACAAGGGCACCACCAGAACAUAUCGAAACGUUUGCAUUAUGAAAACGGAGAAUUGUUUGCAGCACUUAAACUUUCAGAAAAUCGCCGAAAAGGAGUGUCCAUAGAUGCUAACGUUCUACCCCCGAAACAUAUCAAGACCCAAAUCGUCUAUGACGCGUGCGCUGAAUCUGAAAUAUGAGCAACAGUUUAAGUUAUUGGAUUGGAUUCGAUUCAUUUAUUGCGUGGUAUUUGUGUGUGAUAUUUUUAAGUUGUGCUGCAGCAAAAUACAAAACACGCCCUCUCACUCUAGCCCCCCCUUUUUAAAGUCUUUCCCCCCUGCACCAACCAUAACCAGAACCACAACUACAGCCCCUUACCCACCAUAAACUUAAUACAUAAUGAUAA